Pararge aegeria (speckled wood butterfly) is the source of this 2273-nucleotide messenger RNA. RefSeq names its product putative sodium-dependent multivitamin transporter. Gene Ontology annotation, biological process: sodium ion transport; transmembrane transport. Bases 318 to 2015 code for a protein of 565 amino acids. Gene Ontology annotation, molecular function: symporter activity. The record is from RefSeq and is a predicted model, not a curated record. The transcript has 11 exons. Gene Ontology annotation, cellular component: membrane. NCBI's taxonomy places the organism in Eukaryota, Metazoa, Arthropoda, Insecta, Lepidoptera, Nymphalidae.
UAGACGUCAUGUACUUUCCGUGUACAUUCGAACUAUGUACUUACAUAAAUCGUAAAGUUUGUUAGUUUUAUGUAUUUUUUAAAUUAAAACGUAAUAAUAUAAAAGUAUACAGAAUAAAUAUUGAUCGUUGACAUUGUGCGAAGUGGAAGUAACAAAGUUAUGAUAGUGUGUUCAGUCAUAAUUAAUAGUAAUCAGUGUCGAAGACUUUACGUACCUUCUUAAGUGUCGGAGUUUAGGUACACAUAAAUUUACUGAAUGCUACGUGAAACCAAUAAAGGAUUAAUUGCUUAGCAUAAUAUACAUAUAAAGCAGGAAACAUGGUGCAAGCAAUUUUCGGCGUGUGGGACUACAUCAUCAUGUCUGCAACAAUGUUAGCUUCUGUCCUAAUUGGACUUUAUUUCCGAUUUAGUGGAGGGAGACAAAAAACCAAUGACGAAUACCUUCUAGCUGACCGUAAUAUGGCAAUAUUCCCAGUCGCUGUAUCAUUAAUGGCGUCUUUUAUGUCCGCAAUCACACUUUUAGGGGUGUCCGCUGAAAACUAUUACUACGGCAUGGUAUUCGUCGUAAUAAACAUAGCUUACGGUAUCGCCACCCCUAUAGCGUCUAGGUUAUAUCUUCCAGUAUUUUUUGGACUACAGAAAACUAGUACUUACGAAUACUUAGAGUUACGAUUUGGGCCGCAUAUAAGACUGUUAGCAUCCCUAACGUAUACAUUGCAAAUGGUUUUAUAUAAUGGUAUAGUUUUAUAUGCACCCGCGAUUGUUUUGGAAUCAGUGACAGGGCUGGAUAGAUUGAUUUCUAUCCUUGUGGUUGGAUUGGCUUGCACCUUUUACUCAACUUUGGGGGGCAUGAAAGCUGUAUUAUUCACAGACUUAUUACAAUCUUUUCUAAUGUUCGGAGCAGUGUUCAGUAUAGUUAUAUUUGCAUCGGUGCAACUCGGUGGAUUUGAGCAAAUCUUCAUCAAAGCACAGGAGGGCGGACGAUUAGAUUUUUCAAAUUUCAGCGUAGACCCAAAAGAAAGACACACUUGGUGGUCAUUGAUCAUUGGUGGAUGUAUUACAUAUCUUUCUUUAUAUGCUGUUAAUCAUACACAGGUGCAACGCCUACAAACAGUGAGUACAUUGGAGCGAUCGCAAAAGUGUCUUUGGUGGAGUUGGCCAGUACUAUCGGUACUCAGUUUAGCAACUUGUACCAGUGGUUUGAGUAUGUACGCCGUAUACAAGGAUUGUGAUCCGUUGGCAAGCCAGAGUAUUACUGCAAUUGAUCAGCUGAUGCCAUAUUAUGUGGUGGACGUUAUGAAAUCAGUGCCAGGCCUGGCGGGGCUGUUUGUAGCUGGAAUCUUCAGUGCUUCUCUUUCAACAAUAUCAGCAGCUUGUAAUGCGCUAGCGGCUGUCACUCUAUCCGAUUACGUUGGCAGGUGGUUUAAAGUGAAUCCUUCGUACGUGCCAUGGCUCACAAAGCUAGCGGCGUGCUUCUUCGGCUUGGUGUUCCUUGCUCUAGCCUUCGUUGCUGAACACCUCGGUGGAGUCCUGCAAGCUGCCCUGACUAUAUUCGGUGCGGUUGGAGGACCUCUACUGGGCAUAUUUACUCUGGGAAUGUUUACCACUUACGCGAACGAAAUGGGUGUAUCUGUUGCACUGUUGAGUGGAAUGGCAAUGACGCUUUGGAUAAGCUUCGGAGGACCAAGACCGUCUCCAGUAAAACUGCCAGUUAGCGUGGAAGGUUGCCCUUUCAAUGCUACCCUGCCAACACCAUCUCCGUCUCAACCUAGCGAUUAUUUCUAUUUGUACAGAAUCUCUUACAUGUGGACGAGCCCGAUUGGUUUUAUCUGGGUCCUCGUAGUAGGAUCUGUUAUAUCUCUUGUUUGGAAACAGCAACAGCCUUGGCAGAAAGCUGGGCAAACGCACCCCGACCCAGCACUUUUCACACCUCCUCUAGCAAAUAGAUUAAGAGCCAAAAACGAGAAGAAAUCUGGUAUUCAGAUGGACAACCACCAAAACGCACAGAAUUCCUGAACAACUUGGUACUUCAGAUUAAUGCACUUGCCAUAUUACAGUUCUAUUGACGUCAAUUUACACGGCAAACGACCCUAAGAACAAUGAACAAGUUCAUCAUCGUCAAAAAGUUUUGAAACCGAGCGAAUUUUGUCCACGUCUGUUUUUUAUCCUUCACUCAGCUGCCAUACGUGUAUAAGUUAGUGUUUGUUUUGCCAUUAGUACUGCCCCUAAGCACGCAAACUUCCAUAAAUAAGAAACUGAAGAAAAAUAAUUAUU